This is a messenger RNA of Toxotes jaculatrix (banded archerfish), 5829 nucleotides long. RefSeq names its product RAB40c, member RAS oncogene family (gene rab40c). Gene Ontology annotation, biological process: intracellular signal transduction; protein localization to plasma membrane. The record is from RefSeq and is a predicted model, not a curated record. Gene Ontology annotation, cellular component: synaptic vesicle; endosome; plasma membrane. NCBI's taxonomy places the organism in Eukaryota, Metazoa, Chordata, Actinopteri, Toxotidae. Gene Ontology annotation, molecular function: GTP binding; GTPase activity. The transcript has 6 exons. Bases 1256 to 2095 code for a protein of 279 amino acids.
GUGUCGCGGAGCUGAUCAGACACAGCCGUGAUUAUGAAUCAGUAUAAUGGAGAAAAAUGGAAAAACCACGGACGGAGAUUUCUGAGUACACCUACAGAGAUUUGGACUGGACGUAAACACGCCGCAGCCUUUUAAUCUCACUGCAGAGGUCGGAAUUUUCUGGAUAUAACGCAGUGAAGUUACAGGAAUCUUUGUCCCGGACUGAAGAAAGACAAGCGGGCCUGAAAUCACACAGACGUCGGCUGAAGUUGAGCUACGGGCUGCGCUAGCUAAGUUAGCUUUUAGCUUGCUGUGAAAUACCAAGUUUUUAAAUCCGCUGGGAAGUUAUCAUAUAAAGGGCAACGCGGCGCAGCAUGUGGCGUUGUGUGGCGCGGUAUAACGUGUUUUUAAAGAAUUACUGUUUUACGUGUCUGUGGUAACGUUAGCAGCAGUGAUAGUAGCUAAGCUAGCUGACUAGCUCUCUGACAGGGCUAGCUUGUUGUUCCCUUGCUAAGUUACCCAGAAAGCCUCUCUUUAAUAGGAACAAACCGACAGACUAACACUAUCCAGAUUUGGAAGGCUCUUUGCAUACUAGAAAAUAUAUCUCAGUAAAGAUAUCUGCUCGUAAAAUUAGCAAAGUGGCAAUUGCCAUCCAGCUUAUUAUAUAUACCAUUUCAGACAAUAAGCAUGUUCUUCCCUGCCAGAGUUAUCCCGUCCGGACAGAGGUUGAAUUACUCUUUGAUUUUUAUCUAUGCUUUUAAUCUUUAAAAGAUUAAUCUCGCAAAUAUAUAGGAAUUUUGGCUUUGGUUGUGGUUGUACAAUUUCUUUAUCUGCCAGACAUCAGCGGAAAACACAGUACUAACUGUUUUCAUUAGGCAAAGUUUUUAUUUUUUCCAGUGAGCACCACCCUUGGCCAAACUACCACAUUUCUUAUCUUUAACUUUAGCAAUAAGAAUGUAUUGCUUUUCAGAACCACACUUUUGGCACCCACCGUGUUAUUCAGGCAGGACAUUCCUGUGAGACUGUGGUUUGGUUUUAAGUCUGAAAAUUACCUACUUUCACCUAAUUUGGGAGCCUUAAAUUAAACAGGCAAAAUAAGGACUUUAAACCGGUGGAUCCCCAUUCAGCAAGUCCAUGGCAUCAUCUUUGUUUUGGAUCAAGUCAGAGCCGUAAUACACAAGGGGGUUGGUUGGUUACCCAUCUUUGUGUCAACAAGAGAAGUUUUCAGUCGCUCAUCUUCAGCCUCCGUUGUCCCUGGGCUCAGAUGUGAGACGUCAUGGGCAGCCAGGGAAGCCCGGUGAAAAGCUACGACUACCUGCUCAAGUUCCUCCUGGUCGGAGACAGCGAUGUGGGCAAAGGAGAGAUCCUGGAUAGCCUGCAGGAUGGAUCGGCUGAGUCCCCAUACGCUUACAGUAGCGGUAUCGACUAUAAAACCACCACCAUUCUUCUGGAUGGGAGAAGAGUGAAGCUGGAGCUUUGGGACACCUCGGGACAGGGGAGGUUCUGCACCAUCUUUCGCUCUUAUUCCCGCGGGGCUCAGGGGAUCCUGCUGGUGUACGAUAUCACCAACCGCUGGUCGUUUGAUGGCAUCGACAGGUGGAUCAGAGAGAUUGAUGAGCAUGCACCAGGUGUGCCCCGAAUCCUCGUAGGCAACCGGCUACAUCUGGCCUUCAAAAGGCAAGUUCCCACUGAGCAGGCCAGGGCGUACGCCGAGAAGAACGGCAUGACUUUCUUCGAGGUGAGCCCUCUGUGCAACUUCAACGUCAUCGAGUCCUUCACGGAGCUGUCACGCAUCGUCCUGAUGAGGCACGGCAUGGAGAAGUUCUGGAGGCCCAACAGAGUCUUCAGUCUCCAGGACCUCUGCUGCAGAGCCAUCGUGUCAUGCACGCCGGUCCACCUCAUCGACAAGCUCCCGCUGCCCGUCGCCAUCAAGUCCCACCUCAAAUCCUUCUCCAUGGCCAACGGCAUGAACGCCGUCAUGAUGCAUGGACGCUCCUACUCUCUGGCUAACCCAGCCGGCGGCUCCAAAGGCAACAGCCUGAAGCGCUCCAAGUCCAUCCGUCCACCGCAGAGCCCUCCGCAGAACUGCACACGCAACAACUGCAAAAUCUCCUAAUUAACACCGAGGGUUCGUAUAAGACAGUGAAUGACUAGGAUCAGGAGACGGAUGCACAGGAUGUGGUUAGCUGGAAGGAAAGAGCGCGUCCCUGAACCUGAAGAGCUGAAGAGCAGAAACCGAUGGAUAAAAGGAUGAAUGAGUCCUGCCUCUCACCUUCAUCAGAUCAUGUUAAAGGGCAUGAAGUACUUUCCAGGUGUGGGAGCUCGAAUGAUGCCUCAGGAUAUCAGAGGAGAAGAACAGCAACAAAGGUUUUGGUCUCUGCUGACCUGAUUCUCUCCAGAUCCAACCGCUUAAACGAGCGAGAAGGACUCCAGGUUCACUCUGCUGCUGGAGACGUAACUACAUGUACAGAAGUCCCUCACUAACUCGUAUUUAGCUACUCUACAGGAUGCACGUCACUCGCUGUGUGUGUGCAUCACACACAUCACCUCAACAUCAAGUCUUCACCUUUAUGUCACACGUUUAUUUCUUGCUUCUGUCUGUCUGGUUAGAAUUCCGUCUUCUUCGGUCCACACUUCCGUUUAUUUGCUAUUUAAUUGACCAAUAAGCUAAUGAUCACGACACUAGUAACCAGUCAGUCCUUAGUUGAUCAUUGCUAAUGCUCAGCUGGCUGUCGGUUGUGUUUGAACACUCAUUGUGCUUUGGAAGUUAAAAUGUUCUGUGGUCGGUCUGAGUAAGACAUGCUGAGGUGAAAUCUUGGUGACGAGAUGAGUGAAGGUUCCGGUCCAGUGCCGUAGUUGAAGCCGAGGCCUCGGGCCCGGACCUGUUAGUGUGCCGAGGCUAGCUUCAGCUUCCCAGAGGUUUUAGGUAAGAACAGUGAACAUGCAGCAAAUUACUGGAUUCACGCAGGUUCAGAUUUUAUUAUCACUCUGUGGUUUACAGAGAAGCUUUCUUCAACAGGGGAUCCAGAGAUGCUUGUUGCUAUGGAUACCGUUCACACACAUUAAAAAAACAUGACCUAUUUAAUGUCGCUCGAUCUUUUAUGAACUUCAUUUUUUAACUUGAUGCCAUUUGAAGAAAUUUUUCCACAAAAGUUAAACAUAAUGAACACGGAGAGAUUAACUUUACUGUCACUCCCUCCUUUCCUCUCUCCUCUCUCUCUCUCCCAUCUCUUUUCCUUCUGCUCUUCAUGUUUUCAGAUUUCACGCCUCACCUGUCAUGUCACACCUUAAAUGAACACAUGAACAGAAACAGCUGCCUCAUCGUGAUGCUCCACCCAAAAUCUGUGUUAAGUUUCCUCCUGUGUGCUUAGUGGUAUUCUGUUCAUAGUGUGUUUAGACACACUAUGUGUUUAAACACACACACACACACAGUUGCUGUACAAAUCCAUGUUUUCCUGUGGUAUGUGGCGUCCACACGGAGCCCCCAUCCCUCUCAUUUCUAGUUUGUACUAAUGUGUUUUCCAUACAUUCAUUUCAGCGUUAGACACGGAGCGAGCGUUAGACACGGAGCGAGCGUUAGACACGGAGGAGCGUUAGACACGGAGCGAGCGUUAGACACAGAGCGAGCGUGAGCCCUGAGGGAAGGCUGAAAACAGAAGCGUCUCCUGACGAUGGUGAGAGGGACUCUGAUGGUCUGAGGGGUGUGAACAGAAACCGGUCAGAGUAGCUGGACGGGAUCGUGUUGUGCACAGACAGAGGUUUUCAGGUGAAGUGAAAUAACCCGUGUGUUGAUUGUAAACAGCGACAGUGUUUAUCAGAGAACUGAUCUGUGAUCUGUGAAUGUCAGUCGUUCCCCUUCAUGACCAGCUGUUCACUUCCCACAGUUCUCACAACAGCUGCUGAUCGUUUCAAUGCAGAUGAUCAGUUCUUGAUUUCCUUCCUUCCACACAGCCACUGGUUUCAGUUCGCUGUGAAGAUCAAUCUGUACAGGUUUAAAACCUGAAAACCCAAAAUGAUCAACCAAAUUCUAAACAUCUCCCUCGUUCCAGCUUCCUCAUUUUAAAUCAUAUUUAUUCCUGUGAUAGAAAAUGUUCUGUCCUUUAUUAUUAAUAUAAGUUAUUAUAGCACGUUCCGUUUGGCUGCUGUGGCUGAGGGUAAUUCCAGUAUUCAUCGGCAGUGGAUAUUCUGGUUUUUAGUGUUUGGAUUCACACACAGUAGCUGCUGGUGUUGGUCUGUUCAGACCUGACCAGACUGAACGCGGAGUCGUGUCGUGUUGAAAUGAGCUCGAACAUGUGAACCCUUCCGAGUCGCUGCCUUUUUAACCGUCAUGCUUCUCGGUCUGGGUCUCCUACGGGACUGAAUGCAGCAUGUCUUCCCCUCUUUGCCUCUGAUCUGCUCCACCGCCUCCGCAUGCUGUCCCAUGAUUCAUAGCUGCUGAAUAAUACAUGCUCUUUUCAUAGAUCUCUGGAGGGCUUCAUCGGUACGCCCCGGCUCCGUCUCUCCUCGCUGCUUGUUCUUUGUCCUCAGCUUCUGAUUUCUGUCCCGUCUCCCUCACCCAUUAAAGAAAGAGCUGGACGAGCAGCAGGUUUUCACUCGUAACCUGUUUUUACUCCUCAGGUGUUGAGUGGCACUGCCCUCCCAGUUCUCUCACUUCAGUGUGUGGUUCAGUGUGAGUGUUGUGGACAGUCCAUCGGUCUUCCCUCGUCUCCGCCGUCUCUGUCUUAUCUCAGGGAGUCAUCUCUGCCUCCUGACAUGAAGCUGUGUUGACUCACGCAGUGAAUCUUUGUCGCUUCAGGGAAGAUUUCACUGAUUCAGAGUCAGAUUACUGCAGCAUCAAAGGACUGAAUCAGUGUUUUACUUGCUUUGGCUCCUUUCCUGUAAAUCAUUCGUUCUUCACAUCACUGGUUCUCAAACUUUUUUGUUUGUGACCCUUAAAAACAAAGCAGCGUCUGCACAUGUUCACUGGUUUUCAGUAUUUCACAAGAAUAAAAGUCGAAGUGUUGAUCCCUCAGAUUUAAACCUGCAGAAGACACUGGGUUGGUCCUGUAAGGAGACUGAAAAUGAACUGGUGUAACUGGCCAGAAGACCAUUUUACUCAGGCCUGCCAGUCCCUGUGUGUCCCACAGUCAGCAGAUGAGAAGGAGAUUUAGAAACGACAGACACACAACAUACAGCCCGUGUUGUCGUUUGUCGCCGUCAGUAUUUUAGGAAAGAAGCAGCGAUUCUCUAAAAUGAGCUGAAAAGGAAUUUAACUCGAGCUUGUUGCCAAGAUUUUUCACAGAGGUUUCCCUCUCUGCGUUGUUGUUGUUGUUGCUGCCGACUCAGAGCAUAUUAACCCUCACUGGGUGUGAUGAUAUUUUGUGUUGUGUUGUACAUCCAGCCUCUUUGUGUUCUGAGAUAACACGACCGUGUUCCUUCAGGUUUUGGUUCCACGUCCUCCUUUGUUUUCGUGUGAACUUCCUUCAGUGUUUGUUGAUUGUGUUUCUCCUGAGCUGAGUCUCCAUCUUGAAUUUCCAUGGACUUUUUUUAUACGAUGGAAAUGUUUGUACAGGCAGGUGGGAGAGUGAUUCAGGACCCUUCAGGGUGCCCUCUGAUAUCGCCUGCUGUGGGUGUGUUUGUGUAAAGGAGCAGACUGUUGUGCUGAUGAUGGAAAAAAAAACAACUUGUAAAACACUAUUCUUGUUUUUGGCUAAAGCUGCUGAGAAAUCUGAAGCGAGUGUGUGAGAGAGAGAAACAGUUUCUUCAAACACCAAGAUGAACAUUUUUCUUUUUUUAAAUUAUUGAUUGUACAGUUUGAGGCAAGGGUAUGAAGAGAAAGACUUUUUCACAAUAAAACUAUUGAAUGUUGGA